AAAAUAUUUGAAAUAGAAGAGGAAAGCAUUUUGUAAAGAAAAGAAAGAGAAAGAAGAAAUGGAAAUAACUCUAAACAAUGGCUUCAAAAUGCCAAAGAUGGGGCUUGGAGUUUGGCGAAUGGAGAAGGGAGAAAUCAAAUAUCUCUUUCUCAACGCCAUUCAAAUCGGUUAUCGCCAUUUUGACUGCGCCGCUGACUAUAAAAGUGAGCCUGAAAUAGGUGAGGCACUAGCAGAAGCCAUAGAGAGUGGACUUGUGAAAAGGGAAGAACUUUUCAUUACCUCCAAGCUAUGGAACUCGGACCAUGGACAUGUUCUUGAGGCUUGCAAGGACAGCUUGAAGAAACUUCAACUACAAUAUUUGGAUUUGUAUCUUGUGCACUUCCCAGUAGCCACAAAGCAUACAGGAGUGGGCAAUACCAGUAGUGCAUUGGGUAAAGAUGGGAUGUUGGACAUUGAUACAACCAUAUCUUUAGAAACCACUUGGCAUGCCAUGGAAGAUUUGGUUUAUGCAGGUUUAGUUCGUAGCAUUGGGAUCAGCAACUAUGACAUAUUUUUGACAAGAGAUUGUUUGGCAUAUUCAAAAGUGAAGCCUGCAGUGAACCAAAUAGAAACACAUCCUUACUUUCAAAGAGAAUCUCUUGUCAAAUUUUGUCAAAAGCAUGGAAUAUGUGUCACUGCUCAUACUCCUUUAGGAGGUGCUGCAGCAAAUCCUGAAUUUUUUGGUGCAACUUAUAAUUGUCUCGAAGAUCCUCUUCUUCAGGAACUGGCGGAGAAAUAUGGGAGGAGCCCUGCUCAAAUUGCCCUAAGGUGGGGAAUUCAAAGGGACACUGCGGUUAUACCGAAGACUUCAAAAUUGAAGAGAUUGGAAGAGAAUUUGCAAGUUUUUGAUUUUGAGCUUAAAGAGGAAGAUAUGGAUCUCAUCAAAAAUAUUGACAAGAAAUAUCGAACCAAUCUGAUAUCAACAUUGGCUUGGGGCAUGGAUAUAUAUGCUUAAUUCACUGUAAAUUAGGGUUCUUUCGUAACUUUGCGGAGGGAUAUUAAAAUCUCUUUGUAGCUGAAUAAUUUAACAGAACUCUAAAACUUAAUUUACUUGAAAAGUUAAAAAUACAAUUGCUUUGAAAAAAAAUACAUAAACUAAUUUUCUAUAACCUAAAGGUUGAGCUUGGCUUUUAUAUACAAAAAAUAAAUAAAUAAAUUACAGAGAACAACACUUCUAUGUA
Messenger RNA from Cucumis sativus (cucumber), 1220 nucleotides. Its product is annotated as NADP-dependent D-sorbitol-6-phosphate dehydrogenase. Bases 59 to 994 code for a protein of 311 amino acids. The transcript has 6 exons. The record is from RefSeq and is a predicted model, not a curated record. NCBI's taxonomy places the organism in Eukaryota, Viridiplantae, Streptophyta, Magnoliopsida, Cucurbitales, Cucurbitaceae. Gene Ontology annotation, molecular function: aldose reductase (NADPH) activity. Gene Ontology annotation, cellular component: cytosol.